AGGGCCUUGUUCCACUGUCAACGGAUGACCAGCCAACUGGAUGUGUCUUUGUCUUUCAGAACAGAACAGGCCAAAUAGCAUCACCCGAUCAUCCAUUAUGGUAUUCAAACGAUGCGAACUGCUCGUGGACCAUUGCGCUUAACGAAGGAUGUGUGAUUCAACUAAAAUUUGACAGUUUCGCAUCAAUCGAAGUAACAACGACCCUUGAACCUUCCCAAUCACACUUCAAUGUUGUCUGUGGAAUAUUGGAGGAGAAUCCAGAAUGCAUUCUGAUCAAAGACAAUGAAAUGCAUCCACUCAACUCUGCACUGACGAUGUCACCUCGAUUGGUGAUGAAACGUUUGCAAUCCAACUGCCAAGCUCGGCGAACAGACCAACAACCAAAUUCUCUAGAAGAAGAAUACGAUUGGCUGAGGGUAUACGACGGGAUAGAUAAUUCAGCAGUGUUGCUUGGGGAGUGGAGUGGUACUGAAUUACCUCCGAUACUUUCUUCGACAAGCAACUACUUGCACAUCAAUAUGACUAGCGAUUCGUUUGUUCGAAGUCCUGGAUUUUCGGCAAACUUCACAUCUG
This is a messenger RNA of Opisthorchis viverrini, 573 nucleotides long. RefSeq lists its product as hypothetical. The transcript has 3 exons. The annotation marks the transcript as partial. NCBI's taxonomy places the organism in Eukaryota, Metazoa, Platyhelminthes, Trematoda, Opisthorchiida, Opisthorchiidae. The record is from RefSeq and is a predicted model, not a curated record.